CGGAGCACUCGGCGGCGGCGGCGCGGGGUCCGCACCAUGGGCGGCGGCUGCUGGCGGCUGCUCGGCGUGCUGUGCCCGCUGCUCCUGCACCUCGCCGCGAGCCAGGAGCCCGUGAGCAUGGCCGGGCAGUGCGACACCAUCUACAAGGGCUUCGCUGGCUGCCUCAUCAGCCUGGGGGACAGCAUGGCCCAGAGCGUCCGGCAGCAGCAGGAGGAGGGCGGCGAGGAGGCGCAGGAGCUGGACACCAUCUGCAAGUCCUGGGACGACUUCCACGCCUGCGCCAGCGAGGUGCUGUCCAAGUGCCCCGUGGAGGCGUCCGCCAUCUGGGAGUCGCUGCGCCAGGAGUCCCGCAAGAUCCAGUUCCAGGGGAACCUGCAGGAGCUGUGCAGCGCCCGGGGCCGCCUGGCCAGCGCCCAGGGCUCGCCGGCCGCUGAGACCAACCAGGCCACGCUGCGGGGCUCGGCCACCCCCCUGCACCCCCAUCUCCUGGCCCUGCUGGCCCUGCCGCUGCUGCUGGCCCGGCCCUAGCCCUGCCUGCCCGGGGGUGCCCAGGUGACACCAUGGGUUGGUCCCCCUGGUUCUGACCAGGAACGGGUCCCCACCGAGCCCACCUCCCUCCCGGGCAUCCCUCGCGGGGCACGGUCCUCUCCUGCAGCACUUCAGAUGGAUUUAUAUUUAUAUUAAAAGACACUUUUACAUUU
Molecule: messenger RNA, 701 nt
Organism: Myiozetetes cayanensis
Lineage: Eukaryota; Metazoa; Chordata; Aves; Passeriformes; Tyrannidae
Gene: NRN1L
Product: neuritin 1 like
Exons: 3
Coding region: 37-528 (163 amino acids)
Biological process (GO): nervous system development; neuron projection extension
Cellular component (GO): plasma membrane
Source: RefSeq, a predicted model, not a curated record